AUGGGAAAGGAGUAUAUCACCGGCGCAGGCCUCCUAAGAUUAGCCCCUAUGCAAAAGGCUGCUGGCACACAAUUACUCAAUAACCUGAUUGAUGCCGGUGAUCAAUGGUUUCAGCAUGUCUUGAGUUGGUCCUUAUCUACACCGACUUGGUUCAUGGCCGGGGUGACGCCCCGCGACCUUGGUGAGAACUGGAUGCAGCAGUACCACUAUGCGCAAAGGAUGUUUUUGGGCUACUUGGAUCCAGAUCAGUCGCCAAGAUUUGAUAUUUUCCCUAUUUUACGUUGGGUACCUUUUCUUGCUUCCGACAAGAAACACAAAGCUAUAGCCACUCGCAAAGCUCUUCUGGAUACCUGGAAACCCAUAAUGGACGCAGGGAAGAGCGAUCGGCAGCCGCUAUUCGCGCCAUUCUCGUCCAAAGUUCUAAAGCAAGCCACGGAUUCAACCAUAAAUUUUACUGACGAUGAGGUUAAUGUGUUCGUAGGCGGCUUGUACGAUGCUACCUGGACAUCCACCGUCAUGAGUGUCAACAACCUAGUACAGGCACUCGCAGCCAACCCAGAAGUCCAGCAGAAAGCGCAAGCUGAGGUCGAAGGGGUUUUCCAAAAGGAUGGCGGCAGCACGCUGACCCUUCCAGAAAAUAUUAGCAUUGACAAAAUGCCAUAUCUGAGCGCCUGCAUACUGGAGGUAUUACGUUGGAGACCUUUGAGUUCUUACGUUUUCGGCCCCUUUGGUCUUCCACGUGAAACAACGGCAGACAUCUCUGUUGCAGGGUACCGCAUUCCUCAAGGAAGCACCAUAGUCAUCAACCAGUGGUCUAUUGCACAUGAUGAAAGCUUCUAUGAGGAUCCUUCAUCCUUCAUCCCAGAACGUUGGCUCAAGGAUCCAGUCGGCGCCAAGAAUGGGACUUCGCAGCGACACCGAAGAGCUGUCUAUUCAUUUGGCGUCGGGUCGAGGGAAUGUUUGGGUAAAGAUUACUUUUACCAGAAUAUCAAAAUUGCCUUUGCCCUGAUAUUGUGGGCAUUUGACAUUAAGCCUGCCGAGAAGCUAGAUACCAGCCCCACGUCUGGUUAUCUUCCCUCAACUGUUAUGCAGGCGAAACCGUUCAAGGUUGAUUUUGUGCCACGGAGACAGGGUACUAUAGGAGCUCUUGUGGAAGAAAAGAUAAAGGCAGAUGCAAAGAUUAGCGAACUCGUCGGCUUAUAA
This is a messenger RNA of Neoarthrinium moseri, 1203 nucleotides long. RefSeq lists its product as uncharacterized. The coding region runs from base 1 to 1203 and encodes 400 amino acids. The record is from RefSeq and is a predicted model, not a curated record. Gene Ontology annotation, molecular function: oxidoreductase activity, acting on paired donors, with incorporation or reduction of molecular oxygen; monooxygenase activity; heme binding. The transcript is spliced from 3 exons. NCBI's taxonomy places the organism in Eukaryota, Fungi, Ascomycota, Sordariomycetes, Amphisphaeriales, Apiosporaceae.